AGUUAGUAUUUCUAAUGUUCGGCAGCGAGCCGGACUUUUUUGGCUCUUUCCAUGGAGUUGGGCUUCUUAUAGAACCCUCCUCCAACGGCGGAGGCUAUAACCACAACUACGACAAUAACGUUGGGGACUUGAAUGCUAAUGCUACUGAGAGAAUUCCCAUGUGCGGUCCGCAACUAGCGGGAAAUCUACCUCUGCUGCCACAGCGUGCGAUGGUCGGCUCGCGAAGGGCUCUUGAUAUUGUUGAUGACGGGUUGCAAGAUGAAGUACUUUAUCGUCGUAGUAGUUCCAUCACACUUCCAAGGGACUCAUCACCGUAUACGUUGGCGAAGCGAGCGGAGAAUGUACGAGAUUAUAAGAGGGCAUUAUAUUGGCAUACUCAGUGCAUUGAGCAAGGAAUUAGGGCCGCUAGUGCAGUGAUGGAUGUCGCGGGCCUUUUUAACAAGUUUGGAAAAAAGGCGGAGGCGUUGACGUUUAUGGCGCAGUACAAGCACUUGGUCCCGAAGGAUCGUUAUCAAGGUUUCCGCAGGCUGUACGAACGGGUGGAAUACGAUCUUAAUCGUCCAGCUCAAGUAGCACCGAGAAUGCUGAUGGUCACUUUGCUGCCCUCGGAAAGCAUUCGAGAUAGUGGCAUGGAAUUAGGGGACCCACCACAGUGGUAUUCAGCUGAUGCGAUAGCAUAUUUAGGAAAAUUGGAAAAGGGUCCCUUGAAUGUGAAGUUACUUGAUCGCCUCUUCCCCAACCCUGAGAAGAUUGAGUACCUGGCGAUUUGUGAAGCAGAUCCUAACACAGGUGCACAGGUGGCGUAUGUGCAAUUUGAAAGUCAAAGCUCGGCGAGAAAGGCGAUGGUCACUGAGAAAGUCCUUUGUAACAUUCUCGUAACGUGGCCCGACAAGAUGGCUUCAAUGUUGCCGCCUCCGGAGGACGCUGUCACUGACAAGCAUGUUGUACAGGAUUCGGAGCGCUGGUAG
Perkinsus marinus ATCC 50983 is the source of this 968-nucleotide messenger RNA. RefSeq lists its product as hypothetical. Bases 15 to 968 code for a protein of 317 amino acids. NCBI's taxonomy places the organism in Eukaryota, Perkinsozoa, Perkinsida, Perkinsidae. The transcript is spliced from 7 exons. The record is from RefSeq and is a predicted model, not a curated record.